ACUUGGUUGACGCGGGGCUGGAAGAAGGUGACCCGGGGCCGCGAGACCUUCUGCUCCUCCAUCGCGGCUCGGCCGGGCCGCUGCCUCGGGGGCCGGCGCGUCACAAUGGCCGCAGGGAAGAGGGGUCUGGCAAAGAGCGUGACGAUGCAGCCCUCCAUUGCAGCUGGUUUAUAAAGUUUGCCUUAAUGAAUACAGUUUUUGGGACUAUUCCCAUCUUAUUCAGGCAUCCGUCCAUUUAUGGCCUGUCCCGGAUCACCAGUAGCCUGUACCUCAGCAAUGGUACGGCUGCCAAUAACAAGCUCCUGCUCUUCGCCAGCCAGAUCACUACUGUCAUCAAUGUGUCUGUGGAGGUGGUGAACACCUUCUAUCCAGACAUUCACUACAUGCACAUCCCUGUAACUGACACCCCCAUCUCUCGCCUCUACGAUUACUUUGACCUCGUGGCAGAUAGGAUCCAUAAUGUGGACCUGCAGCAAGGCCGGACACUGCUACACUGCGCUGCAGGCAUCAGCAGGUCAGCUGCCCUGUGUCUGGCCUAUUUGAUGAAGUACCAUGCCAUGUCUCUCGCGAAUGCUCAUGCCUGGGUCAAGUCCUGCCGCCCCAUCAUCAGACCUAACAAUGGGUUCUGGCGACAGCUCGUCCAGUAUGAGUAUAAACUCUUCGGCACCAAUACAGUCCGAAUGGUCAACUCUCCACUGGGUUUGAUCCCGGAUCUCUAUGAAAAUGAAGUAAGAAUAAUGAUAGCAUUUUGACUGUAACUAGGUUUACCACAUUUCAUGAAGGAGCCCAGAGGGAAAACAAAGGGGCAGCUAAGCUUGAUGAAGUUUGGAACGUGGACAAUAAACUCUUCAGCCUGGUGAGGUUUACUGCCCCGCUGGUAUAAGUAUAGGGGAUUAGCUGAGACGAAUGGGGCUAUCUGGUUUUUAUUAUAAAUAAAACCAAAUUUAAACUACA
Chelonia mydas (Green sea turtle) is the source of this 954-nucleotide messenger RNA. It is a transcript of the gene DUSP18, whose product is annotated as dual specificity phosphatase 18. The transcript has 2 exons. The coding region runs from base 186 to 752 and encodes 188 amino acids. The record is from RefSeq and is a predicted model, not a curated record. NCBI's taxonomy places the organism in Eukaryota, Metazoa, Chordata, Testudines, Cheloniidae. Gene Ontology annotation, molecular function: MAP kinase tyrosine/serine/threonine phosphatase activity. Gene Ontology annotation, biological process: protein dephosphorylation.